AUGACACCACAUCAAGACCCUGGCGAUUUCAUCUAUCUAAUUCUGAAGUUUCAUCUCCCAGCCUAUAUACCCAGCUGCCACGUGAAGUAUUCCUUCAACAAGACACCCUAUGUAGGGCUGACUGAUGGAGAGGCCCCUGAAUGUGGCUGGAGUAGACUGAACCAGCUUGCCACCAGUUUGAAGGUUAUGGGACUGGGAGAAUAUCUUGACACCCUGGACAACCAUAUCAGCAACUACAAUUAUAGGAAGUCAGUGUUGAUGGGCUCCACUCUGUUGAAAGGGAUCCUGAAGGCCAUCCCAGCCAGAAUCUUGCAUAGCGCUGUCUAUGCCGAGUUCACUGCAUCUCUACCUGAGCAAGAUGUUCAACGUUGGAGUGAGGCUAUUGAGGCAUGGGAGUGGGAUCCAGUCAAUGCUGUCAAUCCGUUUGAAACCACUGUCACUCGUACAUAUCUCUAG
Molecule: messenger RNA, 456 nt
Organism: Desarmillaria tabescens
Lineage: Eukaryota; Fungi; Basidiomycota; Agaricomycetes; Agaricales; Physalacriaceae
Exons: 2
Coding region: 1-456 (151 amino acids)
Source: RefSeq, a predicted model, not a curated record